AGAUACUUAGUACCAUAGUGUUUGAUUUCAGCAAAGGGAGAGCUUACAGAUGAAGAGCCAGUAUCAAAAGCACAACUUGGGGCAUUUUUUGCUGCAAUGACCAUUCGUGCAAAUGCCUUUCCAGAGCCAACCCAAUGGAGUGAAGGGGAAAGGCGUGCGAUGAAUCAUUAUUGGCCCCAAUUGAUUCGAGUGCUUCCCGAAGAUACCAUAUUUAUUGCUGAUCCCGAAGGCUCGAUAAUGGGUAUUGGCAGUUCAAUAGGCCCCCAAUUUGUUGGAAAUGGUACUGCCGAGAUGAGACUAGUUGGUGCCCUCAGGGAAGUUUUGGCUGGGGGUCAUCUUGGAUACGAGGAAGUUCAGGGUGUUCUAAAAGACGUCCUUCCAUUGAAAAUGGGAUCAUCUAGUGUAAGUGAGUCACUCCUUUCUGCACUUAUGAUAGGCCAACGAAUGAAUCGGGAAACAGACCGCGAGUUGAAAGCCUACUGCCUUGCAUUUGAUGAUGAACUUGGCCCUGCACCAGUUGCUGAUGUAAACUCAUUGACUCACUAUGGUGAGCCUUAUGAUGGAAACACCCGCUACUUCAGAAGCACACUGUUUGUUGCUGCUGUUAGAUCCUGCUAUGGUGAAUCUUGCUUGCUCCAUGGUGUGGAUUGGAUGCCACCAAAGGGAGGCAUUACUGAAGAACAAAUGCUGAUGUUUAUGGGGGCAAACACACACUUAAACCCCUCUCAAGCAAAAAAGCUUCUUGAGGAUGACGAAGUUGGUUUUGCUUAUGUAAGUCAACGUGAAGCUCGCCCAUCUUUAUAUUCAUUGAUUGGGUUAAGGGAACAUAUAAAGAAACGCCCACCGCUGGCAACAGCUGAGAAAGUUCAACAAAUUGUGCGGGCUCGGGGAAAGGAAGCAAUUGUUGCUGGUUUCUAUCAUGAAGGCUAUGAAGAACCACUGUUAAUGCUUAUGAGAAGAAGGGGUGUGCAUGCUGGUUUGGUUGUAAAGGGUGAGGAAGGUGCACUUUCGAUGACGACGAGGUUGCGGUCUGCAAAUGCAUCAAAAGGACUUCCUGUGAAUUAUUGCUCAGGGUUUCGUUCGGUGAAUUUGGCUCCUGCUUGUGCUGUUGAUGAUGUCGCAGGUGUAUCACGUGAGAGUUUCAAUAUUGAGGUGAAUGCUAGGGAUUAUGGCUUUGAAUCUACAGAUACUCCAAGAACAGAUAGAUCUGUUGCAAGGAAUAUAGAGUUGGGUUUAGCAGCUUUACGUGGUGAGAAAGGUCCAGCCUACGACAGAAUUGUCUUAAAUGCCGGAAUGAUUGACCAUUUGCUUGGGUCUGAUGGAGCUCAAGACAUAAGUGCAGCCUUUGACAGAGCGAGAGAAGCAAUCGACAGUGGCAAGGCCCUCACAAAAUUCCUAAAUUACAUCAAAAUAUCUAACAAAGUUAUAUCAUAAUCUGAGGCAUGUUGGAUUUUCUCCUUCCUCCUUUUGCCAUACGAGUGCAAUAGUCGAUAUAUGAUGACAUUGAGAACUUUUCUUUUCUUUUAUCUCGUCUUUCCAAGCUGUUGUACAUGACCACAAGGAUUUUCAGUUUUGCUUAAGCAAGCCUUUGUUAUCCCCCUCCCACUUCUUCCCCACUUGAAAAGGUCUAUUCUAUAGAGGAUUUGAGAACUGCUCUGAGGAAUUGUUCUGUUAUUUAGUUAUGAGGUUAUGAUAGUAUCAGGAGUAGUGCACAGAUAACCGUUUUGGGAUUACCAUUUAAGCGAUCGCUGUAGUUUAUAAUGUUCUUUUGUAAGUUUAGCCACUUCGGAAACAAUAUCAGGUAUACGAGAUUUAAGUUGCAAAAA
This is a messenger RNA of Lycium ferocissimum, 1826 nucleotides long. RefSeq lists its product as uncharacterized. Lineage: Eukaryota; Viridiplantae; Streptophyta; Magnoliopsida; Solanales; Solanaceae. The coding region runs from base 97 to 1434 and encodes 445 amino acids. Gene Ontology annotation, biological process: GMP biosynthetic process. The record is from RefSeq and is a predicted model, not a curated record. Gene Ontology annotation, molecular function: GMP synthase activity. Gene Ontology annotation, cellular component: cytosol. The transcript has 9 exons.